Messenger RNA from Fusarium redolens, 162 nucleotides. RefSeq lists its product as uncharacterized. The transcript has a single exon. Lineage: Eukaryota; Fungi; Ascomycota; Sordariomycetes; Hypocreales; Nectriaceae. The record is from RefSeq and is a predicted model, not a curated record. The annotation marks the transcript as partial.
UAUUUAUUUAUUUUAAGGCAAACUUAUAAAAAGUAUAGCCUUAUUAUUAAGAUAGCCUUAAAUAAGCUUAGCUUUAAGAUACCGGCUAUAUAUAAAGAUAUAUAUAGCUAUAUAGCUAGUAGUAAGGUAUUUUAUUUAAAGAGUAAAGUAUUUUAUAACUAG